GUCAAAAAAUUAUUUUUUGGGGCGGAAAAUCAGAACAAAAACGGGGGCCAUAAUCCCGACCCCCUCCCAACCUCGAAUGCAGUGAAGAAUCUUAAAAAUGACGAAGAGCUCUCCUCCUUCGAUUCAAGCUCUAUAUGACCUCUGCAAGAAGACCUUCGCGCCCUCAGCGACACGUCCGCCUUCUUCUCUGGCCAUUAACAAACUCUGCUCCUUAUUGGACACAAUAGGUCCUGCUGAUGUUGGGCUUGAUGAUGGAAACAAAGAGAAUGAUAGAGGUCAUGGUCCUCUUGGAAUUAAGCUAUUCAACAGAGCAAGUCGAUGGGCUCAGCCAAUAACUUACGUCGAUUUGCAUGAGGGUGAAAAUUUCACAAUGUGUAUGUUUUGCUUCCCUGCUUCCUCAGUUAUUCCUCUUCAUGAUCAUCCUGGCAUGACCGUAUUGAGCAAAGUUCUAUAUGGUUCUUUGCACGUGAAAGCAUAUGAUUGGAUUGAGCCGGCCAACAUCCAGAAAAUCAAGGGAGCCGGUCCUGCUACAGUGAGAUUGGCUAAAUUGGCAGUCGAUGAAGUUCUGACAGCACCGUGCAGUACAUCUGUUCUGUACCCAAAGAGUGGAGGGAAUCUGCACUCUUUUACUGCAAUAACUCCUUGUGCUGUGCUUGACAUCCUUGCACCUCCUUACGAUGAAGUUGCUGGUAGGAAAUGUACGUACUACCAAGAUUAUCCCUGCAACAGCUUCCCGACAGGAGAGGAUGGACAUGAGAAUGGUGUUGAAAACGUGGAGUAUGCGUGGCUUGCGGAGAUCAACACGCCGGAGGAUCUGUAUAUGCGUUCGGGUGUGUAUGAGGGUCCACCCAUCCAGACUUGAUAGUCUUUGAAAGGUUCACUAUUAUGAAUUUUAGAGUAACAACCUUCAACAUAUUCUUGGUGCUUUGUCUCUAUGGAAGGAUGUAUUGUAUAGGAUUCAACAAUAUUAUGGAAGAAUAUCAAGUUUAAAUCUAUUCUAUUGUACCAUCUGCAUUAUGUAGUACUACAUGCGCUGAAAUCCUAAGUAUGCUUAAAAGUUACAGAUUC
This is a messenger RNA of Olea europaea var. sylvestris, 1068 nucleotides long. RefSeq names its product plant cysteine oxidase 3. The record is from RefSeq and is a predicted model, not a curated record. NCBI's taxonomy places the organism in Eukaryota, Viridiplantae, Streptophyta, Magnoliopsida, Lamiales, Oleaceae. Bases 98 to 862 code for a protein of 254 amino acids. The transcript is spliced from 5 exons. Gene Ontology annotation, molecular function: oxidoreductase activity, acting on single donors with incorporation of molecular oxygen, incorporation of two atoms of oxygen.